AUCAGUAUACUUUUAUCUAACUAAACAAUAUUGGAUAAUGACAACGACACACAAAAUAACUUAGUUAAAAUAUUUUCGUUUCUCCAUUCAUAGCUUACAGCUAUAAAAUGGCAGUGAUUCGACAAACAAGCUAUAACUCCGAUGUUAAUAAAUUACGAAAAAAAUUACAAAAUUAUUGGGGUAGUAUACACACUGUACAAAUAUAUAGAAAAUAUAAGGAAAACUUGGGUAUUACUGCAGUUGAAGGAAAGGUUAAAUUAGAAACAUCGUACGGUAUAUACUCAGAAGAUAUUUUGGGUAUAUUUAUAAAAACUGUUUUAUCAAAUAGCUGUGCAGAAAAAACAGGAAAAUUUAAAACAGGCGACAGAAUAUUGGAAAUAAAUGGAGUUGACUUGAAGGAAGCUAGUAACGAGCAAAUUUUAAAUCUAAUUGGAAAUUCCGAAAAUCCCAUUUCAUUUGUUGUACAGUCACUUUUACCACCUUUCAUGUUUCCUGAUGUACAGUCAGCUACAACGAUAGAAUCUGUAAAAAUAGACAAAGAGAUAACAGAGAAGAAAGAAACAGAAUAUCAUGAAAAUCAUAAGCAGACUCAACCAUUAUCCGACUCAGAAAGUGAUGAUGACGAAGAGGACGUUCGAGAAAUGGAGGGCAGAACCAUGACCGCCAAGGGAUAUAUGAUCGAUAGGGCCAGUGCUGGAAACGUUAAAAGAACUCAGGAUGAGAUACUGAAUGAUUCGGAAGAAGAUUUGUUUGGAUAUACAAUGGGUAAAAUAAAAAAGAAAUAUUUCAGUGUAAGUCAUAACAUCGUUACUGUACAAUUGGAACGGUAUUCUCAGGAUAUAGGCAUCAGUUUAGCUGGCCAUAAAGACAGAAAUUGUAUGGCCGUUUUUGUUUGCGGUCUUAAUCCACAGGGAUCUGCCUACAAAUCAGGGGAAAUUAAAGUUGGUGAUGAAAUUCUGGAGAUAAAUGGUGUCGUACUGCAAGGCCGUUGCCAUCUUAAUGCCUCCACUAUAAUAAAAGGACUCCCAGGACCAAUAUUUAAAAUAAUUUUAUUAAGAAAAAAAACUGGAAUCGACGAUAUAGCUGUUAAGCCUAUCACACAAUUUCCUAUUGCAGAUAUCGAUGCGGUAUCCGAGGAAUAUUUUAACGAUAAAUUUCCCAACGUUCGUACAGUUGUUCUAAGAAAGGAACCCACCCAUAGUCUAGGAAUAAUGAUAAUAGAAGGAAAACAUUCUGGAGUUGGCAAGGGAAUAUUUAUUUCUGACAUUCAAGAGGGUGGUACUGCUGAAAAGGCUGGUCUCGGAAUUGGUGAAAUGAUAUUAGCAGUGAAUAAGGAUUCUCUUAUAGGCGUAACAUAUGAAGAUGCAGCAAGUUUGCUCAAAAAUGUAAAUGGAGUCGUAACAUUAAUUGUAUCAAAUCCUGAAAAGAAGGAGGAUAAGCUACUUUCUACUUCUUCAUCUGCAGUUGAAUGUGAUGAUAAAAGUAACAAAAAUAUAACUGUACCAAAGGCAGCUGUACCCGCCUCUCGAUCACCAACUCCAACUAAGGAUCCAGCUGCAGAUCCUUUAGUUGCUACAAUAUCUGAAGGUAAAGAAGUAACUAUAGAACUUGUGACAGAGAAUCAACUGUUGGGAAUUUUCUUUGUGGGAAAAGGAGAUAAUUUUACUAGUGGAUAUGGAGUGAUCCUAAUUGAAAUAUACCAAAAAGGUUUAGCCGAUAAAGACCAAAGAUUGCAGCCAGGAGAUAUGAUAAUGGAAGUAAAUGGUAUAUCUCUACGCGAGGUAACUUUUACAACAGCAUCACAAGCUUUACGUGAAACAGGACCUAAGGUAAGACUAACUGUCUACCGACCACUUCAAUCUGAUUACACUUCUAUUGAAAUAAAUUUAACCAAGAAGCCAGGAAGGGGUUUGGGAUUAAGUGUAGUUGGUAGAAAAUGUCUUAAAGGCGUUUACGUGACAGAAAUAAUGAACGGUGGUACGGCAGAGUUGGAUGGUGGACUUAUGAAGGGUGAUAUAAUUACUGCAGUGGAUGACAAAGAUCUCGAAAAUUGUAGUGAAGAAGAAGCGACUGUAAUAUUAAAAACUGUAACAGGCAACGUUCGACUGAAAAUUAAUCGAUGCAAGUUUAUAUCAAAAUAAAUUUUCUAUUUAUUUCUACGACGUCGUCGUGAAAGUGUUUUUAAGGGUCUAAUUUUUAUACUAAAAUUAAAAUUAUUCUUGCUUAAAUAUUUUAUGAAAUAAUUUCAACGAAUGUGUCAUUUACAAAGGUUAUAUCUCUGUAUAUAAUAUCGACAUACUUGUAAUUUCUGACAAACAAAUAUACAUUUUCUCUUUAAAAAUAUACAGUUAAGGUUUUUCGCGUAGCCUUUUUUCAGUGGUAAAGCAUUGUUGUAUUUUAGGCAUAUCAAGAAUUUUGAUCAAAUAAAAGGCAGAUAUCGAUCACAGUUUUAUUAAUUAAAUCUUGCCCAAGUACUUUCGCUUCCCAGAGCAUCUUUAGGGGCAUUUCGUCAAUUUUGGCCUAUGCAACAAUGGUAUAAAGAUAAAAUUCUUAAUCAUACAGAGAAUCCCUCUAUGGUUUCCGAACAUAAUGUAGCUUCGCCUAUUUUAAAAUUUUUUAAAAUCCCUAAAGUGUUUGUCCUUUUAUACUAUAAUGUGAUAACUAAUUUUAUAAUUAUAACAUUCUAUUUUUGUUGGAUAGGAUAAGUUGACGAAAUGCCCC
Diabrotica balteata is the source of this 2721-nucleotide messenger RNA. Lineage: Eukaryota; Metazoa; Arthropoda; Insecta; Coleoptera; Chrysomelidae. The record is from the annotation of a GenBank genome assembly.